This is a messenger RNA of Hypomesus transpacificus, 1078 nucleotides long. It is a transcript of the gene rab33a, whose product is annotated as RAB33A, member RAS oncogene family. Gene Ontology annotation, molecular function: GTPase activity; GTP binding. The record is from RefSeq and is a predicted model, not a curated record. The coding region runs from base 321 to 1040 and encodes 239 amino acids. Gene Ontology annotation, cellular component: endosome; Golgi apparatus. Lineage: Eukaryota; Metazoa; Chordata; Actinopteri; Osmeriformes; Osmeridae. The transcript has 3 exons. Gene Ontology annotation, biological process: Rab protein signal transduction.
AAACAGGCCUUUCACAGUGAGAGCAGAGGACAGCUUUGUGAGACACAAAUGUUAGAAUUGUUCACAAGUGCUAAUCAAAAUGGACACAGCAACUAAUUCUCCUCGGUUUUGAGGAGACGUGAAUUGGACGAACAGUAGUCAACCUGCAUCACAAAAUCUCGACAAAGGCCUGCGGAUCACCCAAAUAAGCUUUGCAGAUGUGGAGGAGAUUGCAGGCGACUCGUCAGGGAGUGGGUCGCUGUUAUUGUUGCCCUACCUCACCUUCCCCCAUCCUCGAGAUCAGUCGGUGUACACAACUGUAUACAUCAUUUUAACGUAAUAUGGCAAAUGAAUCUCUUGAGAAUGACAAAGCAACGGCUGCAACCGGAAACUCGAGAAUUGCAAACCUCACAUCAUCUAUGGAUCUCAGCACAUCGUUAGAUUUAAGUGUUCAAACUAGAAUAUUUAAGAUUAUAGUAAUCGGGGAUUCAAAUGUCGGCAAGACCUGUCUCACAUUCCGCUUCACCGGGGGAAGCUUUCCUGAGAAGACAGAAGCGACGAUCGGUGUGGAUUUCAGGGAGAAAGCCGUCGAGAUAGAAGGCGAAAAAAUUAAGGUACAAGUGUGGGACACGGCAGGUCAGGAGCGCUUCAGAAAGAGCAUGGUGGAACACUACUACCGCAACGUCCACGCCGUGGUCUUUGUUUACGACGUCACCAAGAUGGCCUCCUUCCAGAACCUAAAGACCUGGAUCCAGGAGUGCAACGGGCAUCGGGUCUCAUCGGCUGUGCCACGCGUCUUAGUGGGCAACAAAUGCGAUCUGACGGAGCAGAUCCAGGUGCCCUCCAACACAGCCCUCAAGUUUGCAGAUGCCCACGGAAUGCUGCUGUUUGAGACGUCGGCAAAAGACCCCAAGGAAAGCCAGAAUGUGGACUCUAUCUUUAUGUGUCUGGCAUGCCGCCUGAAGGCCCAGAAGUCCUUGCUCUAUAGGGAUGUGGAGAGGGAGGACGGCAGGGUGAGGCUCUCGCAGGACACACAAGUGAAAAACAACUGCCCCUGUUGAGGAGGAGGGUGUGUGUGUAUGUGCCGGGGGGGGGGGGG